UCCCCUGUGAAUAAACUGCAAUCUAGUCAACUCAGUCGUACACUGUGCUGCAAUGAAGACACAAGAUGAUCUGUGAGUUGUGACAGAGAGAUAGAUUUGCCUUCCAGAUUGAGAGGAGCUUGUUUUGUUGGAAGUGGCUGCAGUAGUGAUGUUCUUGAACACAACGUCUCCCCGGAAGUCGUUCAGCGUCCCCAUUAACAUCAACCUGCAGGGUGCUCGCAGGAGGCAGACACGGGAGUUCCUGAGCUCUGCAGCGGUGCACGACCAGGACUGGUGCAGAGGAGGGGAUGGACGUGGAGGACAGAGAGCUCGGUCCCAGGUGCCGGUGUCGAGUGUUGGGGAGGACAGAGCCAUCCUUCUGGGCUUCACAAUGAUGGCCUUCUCCGUGCUCAUGUUCUUUCUGGUCGGCAUCACCAUGAUCAAACCCUUUGUCACCAGUAAGUGGGAAGAGGAGGCAGGUUGUGUGCUGGUGCAGGCCGACAUCCUUAAAGAGUGGGUGGACUGCAGAGGUAUAAGCACCGUGCCGUGCCUCAGGGUGAUGGUUAAUCUCACAGGCUCCAAUCAAAGUGCUUUUCUACACUUGGAUGAAGAAUCGGUCCUCCUCGCCCCUGAGUGUUUCUACUUACCCAAAUGCCGCAUGGACAGAACAGAUCUUCAAGCGGAAGUUCAGAGAGUGAAGAAGGCGUUGGACGUCCAGCUGGGCAGCGCCUCGUCCUGCUUCACUGACCGCACGCGGCACCCCAGUGACGUCAUCCUGAGCAGGAAGUACACGUGGAAGAAGGCCCUGUUUGCGCUGCUGUGGCCCUGUGUGAUGCUGGGUGGUGGAGCUCUGCUGGUGGGCCUCGUGAAGCUCACACAGUGCUUGGCUCAUCUGUCCGCUGAGGUGUGCAGUCAGGGUGCAGGGAGUCGGCUGACGACAAGAUACACGCAGGGCAAACUGUACAGACUCCUCCGCAGGUCCAGCGCGCAGACGCCAUCUUGAUCAGUGAUUAUGUUGCCAAUACUCAGAAGCCAAAGACACGAUUUGUCAGAACUGGUGCACAGUGGGAACCAGGGCCAGUGAACGCUGCUGAGAAUAGAUUUAGUUCUAGGUUGUCAGUGUGAUACUUUAUUCAUAUGUGUAUAAUAACUGUAUACUCACAUUUUAUAUAUUUUAUAUAUACUUUAGGCUAGAGUCUUGCUGUAUGGAGGUUGUCUUGCACCAGCCUGAACAGACAAAUCAGCCAGGCUCCAUCCUCGCUUCAUAUUUUGAAGCAGGAGCUUAUUCCACAAAUGAAGAAGGACGACAUGCUUCCUGGUCUGCAGAGGCCUGUAAGAGAAAAACUUAAUAUUAGGCCUUCUCUAAAAUUAGCAGCUUACAUUCCUAAGCACAAGCCAAACCAACUCAGGACGGUGCCAGCCACAAUUCUCUAAUCACAAAGGCCUCGGUGUAGCACUGGCACCAGUCAUUUGUCUACAGAAUGUGCCUCCUUAUAUUUGCGCUGUGCCUAAACUGACUAGGACAGAGGACUGAUAACUCAACUAUGCAGUCCUCCCAAAGGUCAGCUCUAUGUAUCAGCAGAGAACGGCCUCCAAAACCCUUUAAAUAUCCUGCUUCUGGGACUCACGGGCAGACUGACAGAGGAUGCCCAACUGUUAAAAUCUACUUGUUCAUGUUCGGCAUUGUCUCUGCUCCUCAGAUCUGAGCUGCUUCCAAUAAAGCUUUUCAACUUAACUCA
This is a messenger RNA of Solea senegalensis (Senegalese sole), 1718 nucleotides long. RefSeq names its product potassium calcium-activated channel subfamily M regulatory beta subunit 3 (gene kcnmb3). Gene Ontology annotation, cellular component: membrane; voltage-gated potassium channel complex. Gene Ontology annotation, biological process: detection of calcium ion; potassium ion transport. The record is from RefSeq and is a predicted model, not a curated record. The transcript has 4 exons. Lineage: Eukaryota; Metazoa; Chordata; Actinopteri; Pleuronectiformes; Soleidae. The coding region runs from base 149 to 982 and encodes 277 amino acids. Gene Ontology annotation, molecular function: potassium channel regulator activity; calcium-activated potassium channel activity.